AACAAUAACACCAGUUUGACGUCACUUGGGAGCCUGGUCCGGUUAGCUGUCAUCUGCGUAGAAGGGAAGGGCAUGACAUGGAGCUAAAUUUUCCGAUUUAUAGUUAUACACGCUUCGUAGUUUAUUAAACGCAUACAUUGAUUUGUUUUGGGGGGUAUUUUAUAUGUACCAAGUUAGCGGUUCCUUUCGUUUCGAUAUCUUCAACAAACAGCGGCUAGCUAGCAGGCUAACUAGCUUGUAACUUACUGUAACUGUUAAAGGUUGUUCAAACAGAAAGCCUCCUCAUGGCGUUAAUCCUGUUAACGAGGUCUCGGGCACCUUUAAUGAAAACUUCCAGGUCGUUAAAGAACGAAUUUAGGAAAAGUAAAGGGAAAGUACAAGAUGGUGCCUGUUUCAACUGCACAACGCUCAGACUGUCCAGUCAGAAACUUGAUGGGCUCCGACUUGGCAGUUUGACCCAGGUCUCUUCCUCUGGCCCUUCGCUGCCCCUGUCAGAUGGAUAUGUGGGCCCCAGCCAGAGCCCGGACUCACAACGCAUCUACUGUGCUUUUAUGCUGGGGGCCUCCUCUUCACCGUACCCCGCAAUCACAACAGGGGCCCAGUGGACAAUAGCGCGACAACAGGACAUCCCUGGAGUCAGGUGGAUACACACCUCGAGGAGGAGAUGGGACGACUCCAAGGUGGAGAAGUCUCUGCGUAUAUUAAAGGACAAGAAAAAGAAGCUGGAGGAAGGUGGGCCGGUGUACAGCCCGACUCUGGAUGCAGCACCUGUGAGAAGGACGGUCCGACAGUGGGUUGUAGAUGAAGUCAAGCACUACUACCAUGGCUUCAGGCUGCUGUGGAUUGAUACCACCAUUGCUGGGCGGAUGCUGUGGAGGGUGCUGAACGGACACCCUCUGUCCCGUCGCGAGAGGAGACAGUUCCUCAGAACAUGUGCCGACGUCUUCAGACUUGUUCCCUUCCUGGUGUUCAUCAUCGUCCCCUUCAUGGAGUUCCUGCUUCCCGUAGCUCUGAAACUCUUCCCCAACAUGCUCCCGUCCACCUUCGAGACGCAGUCAAAGAAGGAGGAGAGGUUGAAAACAGAGCUGAGAGUCAAACUGGAGAUGGCCAAGUUCUUGCAGGACACCAUCGAGGAGAUCGCUCUCCGGAACAAGGCUGACCAGGGCAACGUGACGGAGGAGUUCUCCACCUUCUUCCAGAAGAUUCGGAACUCUGGGGAACGUCCCAGUAAUGAGCAGAUCAUCAAAUUCUCCAAACUGUUUGAGGACGAGCUGACUCUGGACAACCUGACCCGACCUCAGCUGGUGGCUCUCUGCCGUCUCCUGGAGCUCCAGUCCAUCGGGACCAACAACUUCCUCCGCUUCCAGCUCAUCAUGAAGCUGAGGGCCAUCCGAGCAGAUGACAAGCUGAUCGCGGACGAAGGGGUGGAGAGUCUGAACGUGAACGAGGUGCAGGCAGCCUGUCGCGUCAGAGGGAUGAGAUCUCUGGGAGUCACAGAAGAACGUCUGCGAGAACAACUCAUCCAGUGGCUGGAGCUGCAUCUGAACCAGCAGAUCCCCACGUCCCUGCUGCUGCUGUCUCGAGCCAUGUUCCUCCCCGACACCCUGUCCCCCGCCGACCAGCUGAAGACCACACUGCAGACGCUGCCCGAGAUGGUGACGAAGGAGGCCCAGUUGAUGGUGGCAGAGAUGGAGCGCUCCAAAGUGGACAAUAAGGCUAGACUGGAGACGACGCUACAGGAGGAGGCGGCGAUACGCCAGGACAACAAUGACAGGGAGAUGGAGAGGCUGGCGGACGCUGCAGAGAAAGCUGCCAAGGAGGGGGAGUUGGAGUUUGAAGCGGAGCCGGUUAAAGCUGACAUGGCAGAGACACUGAGGGAUACAGCACCUGCCGUAGAAGGAAUCAAGUUUGAACAGUGGCAGACAUUCCUGCGCUUCCAGGGUGAGGAGAUCACCAAAGAAGAGAUUGACCUGUUGAGUGACGCAUGCUCAAAGCUGAAGGGGCAGAAGAGGCUGUUGACUCUGGAGAAAGAAGAGCUUGAAGAACUGAAGGAUGAUGUGCAGGAAUACAACGAGGACCUGGAAGAGAUAAAGAAGGAGCUUUCUAUGACUGGCCAAGAAAAGGAGCUGGAGGAGUCAAAGGCGAGCCAGCGUCUGUCGAAGAGAGUGAACCGCAUGAUCGGUCGCAUUGGCAAGAUCAUCGGGGAGCUGGAGAAGGACAAGGUCAUCCUGGACGGACAGAUGGACAGUGGAAACAGCCCACCUGUCGGUCUGUUCUACACCUUCAGGGAGAAUCUCAUCAGCAUCGACGAGCUGAUCAGCGUCAUGCGGCAGAUCCAGAACAUUCCAGAGCACAAGCUGCAGAGCAUCGCCGACUCUCUCGACGACAACAAGGACGGGAAGAUCGACAUCGACGACGUCAUCAAAGUGGUGGAACUGAUCGACAAGGAGGACAUCGACAUCUCCACCACUCAGGUGGCGGACAUCAUGGUGAUGCUGCAGAAGGAGGAGAAGCUGAUCGAGAAGGAAAAGGCCAAAGAGAAGGCUGAGAAGGAGGCGGCUACACUCAACCGCUAACUCGUAAAGAUACACAGCAGAAAAGACCACUGACUGGAACCCGGUCACAGAGAGAGGGAGGGAGGGGGGGGGGGGGUAACCGCUGCUUUCUCACAAUGCACCAUACAUUUAAAAAGAAUAUUUAAAAAUCAAAUCGAGGCUUAUUACCUUUUCAAAGCGCACAAAAUGAGAAAGAAAAACUGCUCGUCUGGACUGAUCGUGUAUUAUAUGUUGAUUUUUGGGUCUUGGUCGUUACUCAAUAACUAACUGACGGAGGGAACACAACGACACGACACCAGCUCUUCUCCAGACUUAAGAGAAUAGUUAGAUAUUUGGAAAAUCUAUAUUAUGGAGAAUUAUUGUUUAAAGUUUGAGGUGAACCGUCUUGCCUUUCAUUUCAUUCACAUCAUCAUCUCAGAGAAAUGAAAGAUCGUUUCUGUAUCAUGACCAUCAUUUAUUUAUUUUCCUCUUUUCAUUUUGUUUAUUCUUCAUACUCAUAUUAUAACCUGUUAUUUUUUCUAUAUUGUACUUGGACAGGGUAGCUUAUAGCUCGCUAUAGGAUAGAAUGGUGGCUGCAACCAAAUAUAUAUAUAAUUACACACAACGUAGAAAAUCAUUUAAAAACAUUAAAUGUUCUUUAAAGAGUAAAUUAUUCAUUCUAACAAUAAAAAAAUAAAAAAAUCAUAGCUUUACGAUUCCAUCGAUGUUUGUCCAGAAAGAUAAGGAAGAAGUUAGCAUCACUAUUAAACAUUACUGUACUGAAAUGAUCUUCACAUCUAUUCCUGUGGAGUUCAGUAGAUCUCCGUUAAACGCCAAAGUUGCACUGUGGCACAUUUAAUAACCUUUAGAUAAUUCCUAAAAGCAACAAACGGAUCAUAAUCAGUGAAGCGACUGGAAAAACUAAUCUAAUAUCGUCAGCUGCUGCUGCUUCCACGAGUCGUCGUGUUUUUGUUUUACUAGUUUCGGUCGGUCACUUGUUUGGAGGGUGUCGACGGUGAAAGUGCUUUUUGGGGACGUUAGCUGGUUUACUUUGUGCACGUGAGUCGUGCGAUAACCUUUAUGAUAUUGACCUCCAUAGUGGAAUACAAAGUGGCCUUCCCUUGACACAGAUAUUAAGGAUCAUAUUGUAUAUUUAUUUUUUGAGUAUUAUAAAGAGAGGAUAUGUCGUUUUAGUUUGGGGCUGCAGAGUCUGGAUGAAGUUGUGGUUCGAGGCACAGACUGAGUCCUCGGUUAGUUUUUUUUAUUUGCACGGCAGCGAUGAAUGUGUGUCGGACUGGACGAAGUGAUGAUUUCAGAUAAUAAUACGGACCUUUAUAUUCCUCUCGCUGCCAUUUAUUCUACGGCGUCCACUCUGCAGGCUGCUCGGCCGCAGCGUGUUGGACAACAUAUUCCAGUUAGAGCUGCAUCUAAUGAUCAUUUAGAUUUGUUUAAACGUUUAUCAUAUAAAACCUUAUAGCUGACGUUGUUUUGUCCCACCAACAUCUAUGAUCUUUGGGUUUAAUUUACAAUUAGAUACCAAUAAAUGACUUAUAAAAGUAAUGGAUUACAUUUCUGUCAAUAGACGGAUUGUUUAAUGGAAUACUUUCAGCGCUAACUUCCACUAAAGUUGUUUUCUGAAGCAUGUAAUGUUUAAAUAACGCGAUAAUUAAAUGACUACCUACUGACAACACAUACAGCUUCACUAACUGAAUGUUGGGGAUUAGCUUCAUGUUAGUUUUCAAUCUGUUGUUUAGAAAUGAAAAUGUUAGGAAUCAAGAGAAACAUUAGUUUUGUUCUCAUGUGACAGGAUGGAGCUUCAGCUGAGGUGCUGCUCCUGCUGCGUGCAGUGCGGACUGACGGUUGAAUUGCAUGUUGGGUAGUUUGUGGUCACCACCACGGUUACAGAGGUGUAAACGUUAGAAGACAAAGUGGUACUUGAGAUAACGCUGUCCUCCGCGUGGAUGAUUAAGAGCUCGUCCCGGUUCAGACCCAGCGCUGCCUGGGAGCAGUCAGACUGACGGGUGCUGGGUAAACACUCGCCCCAUACAUGGGCCACAGCCAGCUCCUCUGGAGGGUUGUGUUUAGGUUACAGACGAUCCGGCGGGACAUGGCAUGCUCUCCGCCGCAUAAAUCAGCAGUCGGUGUAAACACGUCACGGGAACGCUGCGACAUCUUCUCGAUUACACUCUGCAGGAGAGAGCGGUGUCUGCGGUCGGGCUCAGAGGAGCGCCGUGCACAUCAGCACCACUGCCACUGUUUCCAGGCACAAAGGGCGUGAGACCGUGACGUACGCCAGGGCAUGCACGGCUGUAGAGAUCAAUACUGAAGGUUCCAGGUCAGGAGACUCAAAGGCCUCUGUGUUGACGCAGAGUUAACAUGUGAGACAAUGCAGAAGAAUCACCGUCUGCCAUCAAAGUGCUCGUUUUAAACCGCGCACGAUAAUCUGUAGACGUUAAAUAUAGAAACAGACAGAAAAGCAGUCGAGAAGCUGGAACCAGACCGAUGUUUCUCAUUAUUGCGUCAUAAAUGACAUGUUGUAGGCCUAUUCAUCACUUCAUACAGGUGUAUGGACGCGAGCAUAUUUCCCACCUGCUACCAGGAAAUGAUUAUGAUCUAUAAAAACCUUAAAAUGCAUUUAAGAAAUCCUGUAAAACUAAAAACAGCUUUAAUUUACAAAACCCCAAAUCAAAGACUUGUGCAGCCGUGCAUGAAGGUUUGUGAGCUCGUCUGCGGCUGCAGUGUGAGGAGCAGCAGUGUUGUCGACCUCCGGGGGGGGGGGGGGCGAGGAAAGGAAAGGAGACGUGCAGUUUGCAGCAGAAGCAUUUUGACAGCGAGCUUAAAGAAGUUCAUUGUAAAUAAAGUUUUAGUGACUUUAAUUUGACAUUUUUAGGCGUGUUGGAAGAAGAAAUGGCUGAUGUGUGUGUGUGUGUGUGUGUGUGUGUGUGUGUGUGUGUGUGUGUUAACUGUUUGGACUCAGGGUGUGAAUGUGGUGCGAGCGGCUUCAGUACCAGCAGGGAGCUCAAGUUGUUGUGAUCUACGAUACAAAACCGUCCUAAAAGAUUCCUGUUGAGUUUGAGAAGUCGUAGAUCUUAGAACAAAUUCUUAAAGCAAUAAGUCGUCGAUGCUUCUUGUACCUUUUUUCUUUUUUUAGAAUUGAGUUUUUCUCCCUUUUUGAGGCGGAUCAAGUGUGUUGGAUUUGUUAAAAUCAUGCUGUCAGAAAGAAGACGUUGUGAUGAAGACGUGCACUCGGCUUCUCUUCUUCGUCUGAUGACCUGAGAGGUGACGCACGUGUAGUUGAUACUUGUAUGGGACUUUUUUUUAGGACCGAUGAACCCACUUUUACACUCUUCUUAUCACUAGAGUGCUACUUUAUGUAGGAUGUAUAGAAAUCUUCUCUUGAGGUGGAAGGAGGACAAGUGUUGCAGCUGGAGGUGGAUCAGUCGGGUACACACUCAGAGGAGCAGCUCACACCUCUCAGGUCUGGAAACUGAAAAUGAAUCUGGUGUAGGAAACUACUUUUAACUGCAUAAUAAGUAAUAAGUGCAGCCACCAUGUUUUUACACAGGAAACGUGUCCUCAUGGUGUGUUCAGGCACAAAGCGGAGAGAUGCCUGAACACACUAAAGAGUCAUUUACUGCUUGGAAAUGUCUAAAAGCCUCAUGUUGGCAGUCUAUUAGUUUACAUGAGAAUAAUAAUAUAAUCCCCAAUUAUACUCCAAUCCAGUGUUUAAAUUAAAAAAUCUCCUUUUGAAAUGUUGCAGUUUAAUUAAGCAAUCCUAUUUAAAAUGGAAAUCAAAUAUUAGUCGUUAAAUCAAUAAAAGAUAUAGCCCAGCUGGAGUUUUGGAUUUGAGAUAAUUGUCAUGUUGUUUAUUUAUUUAAUCAAACUUUCCAAAGUAAUUUCUUUUUCUUCGUCCAGAUGUGGAGAAGUUCUUCAAGGUUUUAUUUUAUUUAUUAAACUCGACUCUCAAAUGUAUGAAAAGAAGCAGCUUAGUGUUUUUUGUGUUGUUUUUUUUUAACACAAAUCAAGUGUUCGUGUACAGAAACAUCAUUUACUAAAUAAAUCACACGUGUUGAAUAAA
Messenger RNA from Cottoperca gobio, 6612 nucleotides. It is a transcript of the gene letm1, whose product is annotated as leucine zipper-EF-hand containing transmembrane protein 1. The record is from RefSeq and is a predicted model, not a curated record. The transcript is spliced from 15 exons. Lineage: Eukaryota; Metazoa; Chordata; Actinopteri; Perciformes; Bovichtidae. Gene Ontology annotation, cellular component: mitochondrial inner membrane. Gene Ontology annotation, biological process: intracellular monoatomic cation homeostasis. Gene Ontology annotation, molecular function: calcium ion binding; ribosome binding. The coding region runs from base 285 to 2576 and encodes 763 amino acids.